Molecule: messenger RNA, 1246 nt
Organism: Caenorhabditis auriculariae
Lineage: Eukaryota; Metazoa; Nematoda; Chromadorea; Rhabditida; Rhabditidae
Source: the annotation of a GenBank genome assembly
AUGCUCUACUCAACAACGGCUUGUCCCAUCGGGAAAUCGCUCGUCAGACGGGUCGCUCAAGACGAACUAUUGACCGUUAUGCAAGGAAUCCGCAAGAAUACGGCACAGCAAUACAUUCUGGACGGCACAGGCUGCUAUCGGUUCAAGCUGAACGAGACGUCUGUCUAAAAGCAUCAAACUCUACGAAGUCCGCCAACCAAAUCAGAUCCGAAAUUCCUGAAAACGUCUCGAAGAACACCAUCUUACGAACAAUUCAUCGGUCCGGUCGACUUGUGAAUACUCCAAUGAAGGCAGCACCUCGUCUACAGCAACGCCAUAAGAAUGAACGGCUCCAGUUUGCACGCUCUAACAUGGCCACGGAUUGGAAUAAGGUAUCAAUGUUUUCUAUAGUCAAUGUUUCCCGACUUGAAAGGCGAUAGAGGCGGGGCAAGGGGCGGGACGCGUAGCGUGUGCGUUCGCGGUUCUUGGCACGAGUUCAAUUCAAUUGCCGCCGACUAUAUAAAAAGCUCGGCAACCGCUCUUUUUCAAUGUUUUCUACUAUUUUUUUGAUGAAAACAUGAACAUUAUCAAUAACUAAUUGAAAAAAAGGAAUGAAAAAGAACGAAAAAAACGGGAAUUUCAAAGAGUCGAUGGCGGUUGAAUUGAACACGUGGCAAGAACCGCGAACGCACACGCUACGCGUUCCGCCCCCUGCCCCGCCUCCCUCGCCUUUCAAGUCGGGAAACAUUGACUAUAUCACCUUAUGAUUCCCAAUUUUUCUGUUCAGAUCAUCUUCAGCGACGAGAAGAAAUUCAACCUCGAUGGGCCAGAUGGGUACGCUCACUACUGGAGAGAUUUGAGGAAAGAUCCGAUGUACUUCUCCAAGAGAAACUUCGGCGGCGGCAGCCUCAUGGUCUGGGCGGCUUUCUGCGGCAACGGGACGGUAGCUCUUUCUUUUAUUGGGACCAGAACGAAUUCGCAAGACUACCAGCAACUGCUUGCCCAGCAUCUCCUGCCCUAUCUCCGUCGCCGACGACGUGCUAAUAUGAUUUACCAACAAGACAAUGCAUCUGUUCACGCGAGCAACUCCACAUUGGCUUGGUUUGCGGCCAAGAACGUGGUUCUUCUGGACUGGCCCGCGUGCAGUCCUGACCUCAACCCUGUAGAGAAUUUAUGGUCAGUCCUUGUACGAAGGGUCUACGCGAAUGCCAAGCAGUAUAAGUUUUCGUUAAAUCGCAAACCGCUACUCCCUGACGUCAUUUCAUGA